Paraphaeosphaeria sporulosa is the source of this 1135-nucleotide messenger RNA. RefSeq lists its product as uncharacterized. Lineage: Eukaryota; Fungi; Ascomycota; Dothideomycetes; Pleosporales; Didymosphaeriaceae. The transcript is spliced from 2 exons. Bases 179 to 1015 code for a protein of 278 amino acids. The record is from RefSeq and is a predicted model, not a curated record.
UCACAGGAUUCGCGCAAUUAAAGCUCGUCUUGACUUGACUUGCUAGGCGUUCGUGUCAUAGGGAUGAUGCGGCUCCUUCAGAGCUACUCUAUCGCACUACCGGAAUCCCGCGCAGCAACUCCCCACUAACCACCAGUCUACACAUCCCCAAACACACUAACACCCUGCAGUAUACAGCAUGUCCCUCGCAACGUCCAGAUAUGCACCAAAGACGCCGCUGGAGUCUUUGGUACAGUCGAAAGCAGAGAAGCUUAAACAGGACAAGGCGAGAACAACGCGACUGUUGAACCGUCUCCAGUGGAAAGCUGAGUCGCUCGCAGUGUCCUACGUCCGCGCCAUCGAGAUAUUGCGAGCAGAGGUUGAUCAGAAUGGCAACAUCGACAGUCGCGUAGAAUUACGUUACGCUUUCAUGCGAGCUACCAACAGCAAACAGGCAGAGUCCAUGUUCAAAGUAGAUUUCUUUGAAUUCUACACUCUACUUGAGCGGUACAUCUCCACUUCACUCGAGAUCAUGGGCGUUCACGUCUCGGGUACCGCACCUCGCACAAACGUGAACGCUCUCAAAUACAUCACGAAUCCUGACCUUCACCGAAUACGGCCACGCGCGCUGCACGCCUUCCAUGCGAACCUUCUUGAAGCACUCGACGAUCCAAAAUGCCCACUUCACAUCUCGCUCGGAAACCAAGAGGUGCGCAUACAGCUGGGUAUAGCGAAAGACUACCGCAAUGCCUGGAAGGACGCGGAUGAAAAGGUUUCCAAGACGGGUGGUCACAACAAGGAUGAUGAGUCUAGGAAGAACGUCAAUUUGACGGAUCUUGACCUAGACACCAUGCUUCGAUAUCUGCUGGCCGGCUGUGAGCAUGCUCAUGGCAUAGUGCAGGACCGUCCGGACGCCGAUCCGAAUAGCUUCACGAGCCGAGACUUCGAACAACAAGCGCAGCAAAGCACAAGCAACGCCAUGGAGACGGAUGAUGUUCCGUUUGAGUACAUGGACGAUGCCAUGGAUUUGGAUUGAACAUACGCUGCAUCCGUGGUCGACAUCUUUCAAGAGCCAAGUCUCUGGUGCAUUCUGCAUUUCGUUAUCUCUUGCAUAUACCCCUUCAAGCGUGCACGCGUGAUCUCGCGCAUAGCGUGG